Closterium sp. NIES-67 is the source of this 1278-nucleotide messenger RNA. Lineage: Eukaryota; Viridiplantae; Streptophyta; Zygnematophyceae; Desmidiales; Closteriaceae. The record is from the annotation of a GenBank genome assembly.
UGCCUGCCCCAGCGGGACACGCACUACAAUCAGGAACGGGACUUACUAGUAGUAGCCUGCCUGCUCCAACGGGACUUACUACUAGUAGCGUGCCUGUCCCAACGGGACAAGCAGAACCACUAAUACAAACCCCUCAACUGUUGUCCUUUUACGAGAAAAACCUUGCCUCACUGGAGAUUCGGCUUAGGGAUUUUGUCCGUGAACAGCAUGAAAGUGAAAAAGCUUAUGAUCUUAAGUUGAAAGAUUACCAUAAAGCAAUGGAGGAGUUAAGUGCCGAUCCUAAUAAUGAGGCGUUGCAAGCAAAAGCUUGUAAUGCUUAUGGUGUAACACUUAUCUAUCAUGGGCGAUUGGAAGAAGCUAAGAUGGGUCAAGCCAUUGUGGCGGGUAGAAUAGAAGACUGGCACUACAUUCGUGCUUGUCAUAUACAAUCUGGGAUAGCUGCACCUACACCGGUUAAUGUUUUUGAUGAAAUAGUAGAACAGGGUGGUUCUCAGGCACAAGGAAACGUCGUUUCUAGGGGCCCAAGCAGAGAAUCAAGUCCUGACAGAGGCCAACUCGCUAUGAAGGAUCAUUUGCAUGAAGAAAGUUCUUCCCUCCCAAAUGAGAGAGACUUUCCCUUGUUCGCGCGGACAUCUUCUUUGAUGUCCUUUGAACAACCUUCAACUUCUUCGCUGCUAUCACAACCAAGAGAGCCAGUGGUUUCAUCUAUACUUGCUACACAAGCAUCAGCACAACCCUUGCCUUCAGUCCCAGCUGUCAGGUCUCUGGCUAGUGCAGAGAAUAUGAUCUUUAAUGCCGACCUUGAAGUACUUAGAGAAGUGUUGCCCGGGUUAAAUAAACAGGAAGUAGCAACCCUUUUCGUAGACAGCGGGGGUUGGGACAAGAGGAAGUUAUUGGCUCUGUGCAAUCAGAUAAAGUUUUUAAAAGAACGAAGGGCGGAUUUGAGUACUUCGUCACUGGGGGGAGAAUCGACUGCGUUCAACCAAGAAAUGGAAAUUGAAGCAAUACAGCAAGGAAUUAAGCUUAAAAAGAUUCUAGAAGACGGUUGGCUACCAAAGGGGACAAAGGUCGACCACGAAGUUACAAAUUUUUUACUUAACUGUCUUGGUGUAAUAGAUUGUCAAGAAACACCAGCUUUUGAGCCCGCCUUAAAUGUAAUACGCCCUAUCGUAGAGUCAGAAUUAUCAACUAAAGAAAGAAAAGAGACUUGGUUAAAUUUUGUAAGCAAUUUGGUUAUAAGGGCCUUAAAUGAAUAAAAAACAAAAAGUGUUGUUAAUU